AUGUUUGGGGAAAAAUUCGACAUAUCAUUUGCUGAUUCUUCGUUAAAUACAAUUGAAUUAACAAAGGCGAGUAAGCAUCGUAAUGAAAGCGGAAUGCAUUGGUUGAUCACUGCAUGUUUUGUAGUUGGCGAACUUGCAGGUGCAGGCAUUGUUGCUAUGCCUACAGCUAUGGCGCAGACAGAUUUCUACGUCGGAUUGGCUUUGAAUAUUAUCUUGUUAAGUGCAGUGGCAUACACCGGACAUUUACUAGGUAUUAGUUGGUCCAUAUUGCAACGAAGGUGGCCGGAAUAUCGCGAACAUUGCAGGAAUCCUUAUUCGGAAAUGGGCGGUCGAGCUAUUGGACCUAGUCUAAAGCAUUUAGUUUCAAUUUGCAUCAAUUUAACCCAGUUCAGUGCAUCGGUUGUAUUACUUUUGCUCGCCUCAAAAAAUAUUCAUGAUUUCAUACAAGCAUUCUUCACCAUUGAUAUUUCCCUUUGUUAUCUCAUUUUAAUCGUUGGAAUAUGCCUUCUUCCACUUACUUUUCUCAAAUCACCUCAAGAUUUCUGGUGGGCAGUGGUAAUUGCAAUGUUUUCAACUACAUGCGCUGUAAUUUUACUUUUGGUAGGAAUGGCAUUAGAUUACAGAAUCUGCGCACCUCAUCAGAGUUUUAAUAAAAAAUUGGUCGCUACAAAUUAUUUCCUUGGUUUCGGCACAUUCAUUUUCGCAUACAGUGGUCAUGCUGCUUUCCCAACUAUCAUUCACGACAUGCAUAAGCCUUACCACUUUACCAGAUCAUCCAUUGCUGCUUACGCAAGUAUGAUUUUGUUUUAUUUCAAGGAUUUCAAGGAUAUUUUUCAUUUGAGACUGUGUGACGAACAAGGUAUAAAUCGAUUUUCAAAUACGAUUGCAGUAAUUUUGGUACUUUAUGGACCAGUUUGUAUAUUGGGAUUUCUAACAUAUGGCAAUUCUCUGCGAGAUUCAGUAAUCAAUUCUAUACAAACAGUUACAUUACAACAACCAGCCAAUAUUCUUAUCGGAAUACAUUGUAUAUUAACCUUGACGAUAAUUUUCAAUCCACUUAAUCAAGAAGUUGAAGAGCGCUUUAACGUUCCUCAUAGAUUUUGUUGGCAACGAAUAGUGGUCCGCACUGCAAUAAUGGUUAUAGUAAUAUUCAUAGCAGAAACUCUACCGGUUUUUGGACCACUAAUGGAUCUGAUUGGUGGUUCGACACUAACUCUGACUUCGCUGGUCUUUCCCUGUUUAUUUUAUCUAUAUCUCUCUGCUGCAGAUGAAAAAGCUCGCGAAAUGGGAAAAAAAGUGAUAGAGGGGCCAUUGACUCUAUAUGAGUAA
Dracunculus medinensis (Guinea worm) is the source of this 1329-nucleotide messenger RNA. Lineage: Eukaryota; Metazoa; Nematoda; Chromadorea; Rhabditida; Dracunculidae. The record is from the annotation of a GenBank genome assembly.